UCCAAACUGGGUGGAAUUAUGGCAUUACAAGCUUUCCAAGGAACAUGCAGAAGAUUUAAGCCACACAUUCUGAUGUUUCUGGCACAGAUAGGCUAUACUAUUCUCUACUUCAUCACUGAAGCUUCUUUCAACCAUGGAAUGAAUCCACAUGUUUAUAUAACUUACAGAAAUUUUGUUGCUGGCUUCGCCAUGUUACCAUUUGCUUAUUUUCUUGAAAGAAAGUUGAGGCCAAAACUGACGUUUGCAUUGUUUGUGGAGAUUUUUGUGCUUUCACUUCUAGGGGUAGGCCUAACUCUGAACAUGUACUUUGCAAGCUUAAGAUACACAUCACCUGCUUUUCUUUCUUCAAUGGUGAACACAAUACCUUCCAUGACAUUUGUUAUAGCUGUUCUCUUAAGAUUAGAGCAUCUCAAUGUCCAGAGUCUACAAGGAUCUGCUAAGGUUAUUGGGACCAUGGUCUGCUUGGCUGGUGUUAUAAUCAUGACAUUGUACAAAGGCUCAGCAGUAAGAAACUUAUGGGGUGCAGUAAUUCAUAUGCAAGGAAAUACAAUCCAUGAAAACUGGUUAAAAGGUUCUAUUUUCACAGUGACAAGUUGUGUAACUUGGUCAGUAUGGUACAUCAUGCAGGCCAUAACCUUACAAAAAUAUCCAGCACAACUUUCACUCACUACAUGGAUGAGCUUCAUUGGAGGAGCUCAGUCAGCAGUUUUCGCCUUAUAUGUAGAGCACAAAGCCUCAGCUUGGAUUAUCAAAUUUGAUAUUGAUUUAUGGAGCACACUGUAUGGUGGAAUCGUUUGUUCUGGCAUAAUAAUCUUCAUUCAGCUAUGGUGCACUAAGGAAAAAGGACCAGUAUUUGUAACUAUGUUCAAUCCACUCUCAACCAUUUUAGUGGCUCUUCUAGCAUAUUUUGUUUUUGGUGAAAGACUGUUCAUAGGAAGUAUAAUUGGAGGAGUUAUUGUCAUUAUUGGGCUUUACUUGGUGCUGUGGGGAAAAGAUAGUGAUGAAGCUGGAAUGAAGCCACAAUCUGAUGAGAACAAGCUGGAACAGCAGAAGGAAACUUGUCAUGAAGAACCAUAGAAGUUAAUUUUAUUGAUUAUAACUGAUAGCUGCUUUAUUUGAUUUUGAUUUUGAUUUUUGGUUUUGUAAGAAAGUUGUAUUGUUUUAGUUACAACGGUAAAAAUAGUGCUGUGUGUGACUAAUUUAAUACUGUAAUUUAGUAUUUUGUGUUCACCAUUACACUGAAUAACAAAAGUAGGGAAGAAGAAGCCGCUCUCAACUUAGGCUUCAUUUGGGACGGUUUUA
This is a messenger RNA of Dendrobium catenatum, 1302 nucleotides long. Its product is annotated as WAT1-related protein At2g39510-like. Lineage: Eukaryota; Viridiplantae; Streptophyta; Magnoliopsida; Asparagales; Orchidaceae. Gene Ontology annotation, molecular function: transmembrane transporter activity. The transcript has 7 exons. The record is from RefSeq and is a predicted model, not a curated record. Gene Ontology annotation, cellular component: plasma membrane. Bases 19 to 1077 code for a protein of 352 amino acids.